CUCAACAUGAAGUAUCUUUUGUUGCUAGCAGGCCUUGCUUUUGCAAGCGCCUUCCAAGGUCUGACCUACGAGACAUCCAAGAAGUAUGUAUACGAGUACGAAGGAUACGUUCUCAGUGGUGUUCCACAGAGUAGUAACCUAUAUUCUGGUAUCAGAAUCACAGCCAAACCGGAAAUAAGCAUAGUUGAGCGUGGCCGUGCCGUAUUGAAGGUACAAUACCCCAAGUUAUACACUUUUAAUGGCACACGUCCAGGAUCCGAUUUCGUUGAAGCUCCUGAAAUGACGUCAGCUUUAGCUCCGCUUUUAAGUGAACCUGUGAUGUUCGAAUACGUACAUGGAAAGGUCGGCAGGAUAUUUGCUCCAGCGGACCUGCCAGAUGUUGUGGUCAAUAUCCACCGUGGUAUUAUCAAUAUUCUACACAUCAACAUGACUUCUAGCGAAGGUUUUUUUGUCAACAAAGAAAUUGACAUUGGAGGUAUAUGUGAAACAGCGUACAGUGUUGUUGAUUUGAAGGACGUAACCACUAUCGUGAAGACCAAGGACUACGAAAAAUGUAUUGUUCGCCCCGCAUAUUACUGGAACUUUACCCGUUCAAUGCAAUAUGUAUUGGAAAGACAGGCUCCACCCCUAAGAUCUGCUGCCACGUUCCGUUACAAUCUCACCGAGGCUGGAAGUGGUUACAUCAUAAAGGAUGCUCAUAGUGAGGGACAACACAUUUUCACUCCUUUCUCCGAAUAUGGUGGCAGUGCGCAAUCAAUUAUCAAACAAAAACUUCGCUUUGUCGACAAAAUGGCAGGAGAUGCAAGAGCACCCAGUGAUUUACCCGAUCGUGGCAAUCUUAUGUAUGCAUACCCAAGGGAACGUGCUUCUCACUAUGCAUCUCGACCCGUCAAAACCGAAGAGAUUGGCAGAAUUUUAGAAAGUUUGUCUAAUGAGAUGAGCUUCGAGAAAAUAUCUGUCGAAGCCCCUGGAUAUUGGAUUAUCCUGGUACAACACCUUCGUCAAUGCAGUGUCGAGGCUAUUAGAGAAAUCUGGACCAACUAUGCAAGCAAACCACAUUACAAAAAAUUCCUUAUUGAUAUACUGCCAAUAGUCGGAACCGAAGACGCCAUUACUGCACUGACAAACAUAGUAAAAGCAGAGCCUGCCAUUGUCAAGGAAUAUACUGCCUACAUUUUCACUGGACUUGCAUUCACCCCAGAACCGACACCCGCUAUCAUGGAGAAAAUACAGGCCUUGAUUAACGACCCGAUUGUUAAUGAAUACGCGCCAGCAAGACGUGCAGCUCUUCUUGCAUAUGGUGGUAUUGUCAACAAUCUAUGUUACUACAGAAGAUGCCCAACAGCAGUAGUGGAUUUCCUGACCAGUAAAUAUGAAAGUGCCCGUGACGACGCUGAAAGAGAAGUGAUUUUGAAAUCGAUGGGAAAUGCCGGUGUUAUUGAGGUUGUACCAUACAUCAGAAAAUUGUUCAAGCGCCCAGAAACACUUCCACUUAAAAUACAAGUUGCUGCCAUCCAGGCCCUCAGAAGGAUCGCUCCUCGACACCCAGUCCAAACCAGUUCAAUCCUCAUGCCAAUCUUCCUCGACACACGAUAUGCCACAGAAACCCGUCUUGUCGCUUGUACCGUCCUAUUUUUAACAAGGCCUACCACUGCCACAGUAGUGACGAUCGCUGAACAGCUGAUAGUUGAACCAAACAACCAGGUUGCAUCCUUCGUAUACAGCCAUAUCAGAAAUCUCGCCAAUAACACUGUGCCAAUGAUGAGACCAGUUGCCCGUGCUGCUGCCACUGCUCUUCGGUUCGCUCGUAUCCGAAGUGGUUUGGGAUACCGAUAUGCCAAUAGCAUGCAUGCUUCAUACUACGAAGAUAAGUUGAACAUCGGAGGUUUCGUUGACGUGCAUGUCUUGAAGACUCCUCAUAGCUUCAUGCCAAAACAGUUGUACACCAAAAUAAAUCUACAAUUGAUGGGACUAUCUAUCGACGUUAUGGAGGUUGGCGUGCGUGCUGAGGGCAUUCAGAAUCUCAUCGAACGUAUUACCGAACCACAAAGCAUGUUCAGGAAGAAGAAAACUCUAUCCGAAAUGUUGAUUCGUCAACCACGUAGUUCAGAAGAUGUUGAGCAAACAGAACAGACUGUCAAGAAGUUGUACCGAUACAAGCCGGUCAAGGAGUCCGAUACCGAGUUUGGAAUGACUAUGUUCAUCAGGAUGUUUGGAAAUGAACUGUACCUCUUCAACGUUGACAGAGACUAUAUUCGCGAUGUUGUCCAACACGGAAGUAUUGGAAUUGAUAUAAAUAAUAUUGAAAGAAGAUUGAGCGAUGGUCUAUCUUACAAAUGGUUAAAGUCAAUGCCAAUUUACGACUCUAUCAGUUCUGUACCAACCAUAUUGGGUCUUCCAUUGAAUCUUAACGUCACUUCUGCAUGGAUCAGUACCCUGCAAGUCUCAACCUCAGCUAGGGCCGUACGUGACUCAACAGUUCUUGAACCGAAGAGAGAUCAUUUUGUAAGCAGAGACCCAUCAAAUGAUUGGUUUAGCAGCAGCAGCAGCAGCAGCGAAUCCAACUCCCCUUCAAGGUCAUCAGAAGAAAUACCAAAUAGUCAACGCUGGAGCAGUGAGUCAGAAUCCAUCUCAGCUGAAAACAGUGAUUCGUGGAGCAGAAGUGAGUCCAGAUCUCGUUCAACUGAACAACGUGACCCAAUUACAGGAGUUCGUGCUGUCGGACAAAUGAUCAAAAAUGAUGCCAUACACGUGCAUGUACGCAUGGGUGUAGAUGCAAUUGUUGUACAGACUGGUAUUGGCAUAGCGGUGAAGACACGAAACUCUUUCCCACUCAUCGGAGAAGUCAACUGUGAUGUCAGUCAACGCAAAUACACUUUCGACAUGAAACCUGUUGAACGAGUACACGAAAAUGUACAACUAACAUCUGACAUAUUCACGUUCAUGAAACGCCCGAGUGAACUCUAUGGACAAUACAGUAUCCUUACUCCACAGGUUCCAGCUGUCCUCAAUGCCAGAUCUCCCGUGGUCCUGGAUGAAGAGUGUUGCGAUUGGCUCAAAAAAUGGGACAUUAAGGCUUGUUACAAUAAGUUGGCUGCAAGCCGCUCUAGCAGAUUAGAACCGGUGGAAGAGACAAAAAUAUGCAUUCCUGCUUUGAAGAAAGUACUUGGUAUUGAAUAUUGCUUACUAAUCCAUAACGCACAGAGACGUGGUACUGCCGCCGUUCCAUUCUAUCCGCUCCAAGGCUCUAUGAAGUUCGCAACCUACUUAAUUGCAGGUGAGAAUAGUCCAGCGAGCAUACAGCUAGCUGUCAGCAAUAUAAAACCCAUUCCGAUGACUCCAGAAUCUCUAAUUCGAGGCCAAAUCCAAUCUGAAAUCAAACUCCAAGCAAUCGACAGCCAAAGCGCACCCAUUUCCGGUCUUGCUAUCGAUGUGAUGUAUGAUGGGGCUGCCAGCGAGAGGAAGCUUGAGAUUAAAGGCAAGAUAAUCAACAGAGAGGAUCUUAGGAUGCGUGUUUUGAUUAAAUCAGCGGAUCCUUUAUCAUCCGGCGAAUGGACCGUUGACCUUGGUGACCAUGCAAUCAACAACAUCUGGGAGAUUAAACGCGAUCCUGCCCAGGCUAUUGUCAUGAAAACCACGUAUGAUACACUCCCAGAGAUAAUUUCGGUUACUAUCGAAAGACUAUCCGGAAUGGCUCUGACUUACCUUUACUACACUAAUACCGUCGACGUCAAAUACGUAGAAAACACACCCAGGACAAUUGAAUCGAGGGUCACCUUCAGAACACCAUACAUUGCUGAUGUUGAGAUUCGUUGUCCAGCAUAUUCAAUUCGUAGAAGGGGUAUUCCCAUGAAAAUACCUGUUCCGGUCCUCCCUGCUCCUGGUACCCCGGUAAAGACAGUAGUUGCAGAUACAACUACAUUUUUCCUGAAAGAGCUAGACAUGCCAUUGGCUACCUGCCAAGUCGUUGGAGAUCAUUACAGUACAUACGACAACGUGACAUACGAUUACGCAUUGCCUGGAGAAUGCCACCAUGUACUUACUAUGGAUGGAGCCAAAGAGACAUUCAUGGUCUUGAUAAACCGUAAAAAGAACCAGCCCCAAAAGAUAAUCACUGCUUUCAUUCAAAACAAGAAAAUUGAAUUGAUGCCUAAUAUGGCGGUGAAGGUACAGGACAAGGCGAUCAAAUUUGAUAAAGCGAAUAUGUACACCAUCCCCGACAUCCUUGAAAUCCAGAAGUAUGCAGACAAAAUGGUUUUGACAGCUAAAAUCGGUCUCACGAUUACUUACACAGGUGAAACCGUGAUGGCCACUGUGAUGCCAACAUACCACGGCAAGACAGUUGGUUUGUGUAGCAAUGACGAUGAUGAACAGAGUGGCGAGUUUAUGCUUCCAGACCACACGGUUGUCAACGAUCCUAAACUAUUUGCCCAUGGAUGGAUUGUCAGAGGAGAGAAAUGCACUGAUGCUUGCCAGCUGAGUUCACAGUACGCAAUCCGCAACGAAUAUCUUGGCGGAGAAGAGAGAAAAUGUUUCAGCACUGUCCCAGUUACUAAAUGUCUACGUGGAUGCGUCAGCGUCGAACAGGUUCCUGUAGACGUCGGAUUCCACUGCAUGCCAAAAGGUUUGACGUCAACUAUUCACCUUGAGGAAGACAUCAAAUCCGACAGAUUGGAAAGUAUCAAUCUAUCUACAAAAACCAUAGAUACGGUGAAGUCAACACUAGUCGAUGUUUCCUGUGACUGUGAUCGCUGUAUAAACCUGUCCCCAUACUCACCAUACUAGACACUGGAAAUUGGAGAAACGCAUUUACAAAUUUACAAAUCGGUUUUUGUCGUUUAAGCGCAAAAUUUACACAGACUUUUUGGUGUUGGUUGAAAAUAUUCACGAAUAUCUGGUAUUACAAAGCAUGGUAUACAUUGGAGCCAGAUAACUUUAUAAAAUGAACAGCUCAAUAGAAAGUAGAACUUUUUGUUCUGUAGUUAUUUGUCGUUUUCCUUGAUAAUUAAAAGUAUAUGGAUAGCAACUGAAA
This is a messenger RNA of Saccoglossus kowalevskii, 5032 nucleotides long. RefSeq names its product vitellogenin-like. Lineage: Eukaryota; Metazoa; Hemichordata; Enteropneusta; Harrimaniidae. Gene Ontology annotation, molecular function: lipid carrier activity. Gene Ontology annotation, biological process: lipid transport. The record is from RefSeq and is a predicted model, not a curated record.